AUGGGCAGCAAGGAGAUCAAAAUCAAGUUUACCAAGGAGCAGAUUGAGAAGUACAAUACGCAGGGCUUCAAACUCUGCUUCAGUGCUGGUGUUGGUGCCGAACCUGCCUUCAAUGUGGUUGCCUACGCGGACACAAUUGCUGGCAAUGUCACCAUCUCAUGGGUGGACCGGUUCAAGAUUGCCGCCACCAAGGACAAAUUCUCAAAUGGAGUCAAGUUCAACAUUUCUACCAACCCCACAGGUAUCAAGUUCGGCGAGGUCUACACUCUCCCUGCCACUUGGGUCGAUGGUACUAUUUCAUCUGAAAAACUCCCCGAGAAUUCUUUCAAGUUCCUGAACGACACUGCUAGUGAGGCCUCUGCAGUUAUCUUCAAGACCAUCAAUGGCAAAGAUUUGCCUUUCUACAUCAGUUCCUCGCCCGUUGAUUCCAAGGGCAACGAAGUCAUGUCCCCCAAGUCUAUCGUUGCUCUCUGGUUCCAGAAGAACGCCGAGACUGGAACUAUGGUGUCGGUCAUCAAAGGGGACCUCUCCAUCUUUGAUUUCUCUGCCCGGGAUGGCAUUGACUUGAGGUGGGACGGGGCUCACUUUGUUGAGCCCAAAUAA
Molecule: messenger RNA, 603 nt
Organism: Fusarium keratoplasticum
Lineage: Eukaryota; Fungi; Ascomycota; Sordariomycetes; Hypocreales; Nectriaceae
Exons: 3
Coding region: 1-603 (200 amino acids)
Source: RefSeq, a predicted model, not a curated record